AUGGACGCCGAGUAUGGCCUCCUCAAGAUACGACAAAGUGCCGAUCCGAACAACGACGAGAACAUCGGUUCUGCACUCAAUACUUCGCCCUCUCUAUCAGGCUUGAUCUCAACACUGGUCCCGACCCUCAUUAUCGCCGUGGUGUACUUUGCGCUCUUCGUCGUUCUGCGCUCCCGCUUUCCUAGACAAUAUGCGCCUCGAACAUAUCUGGGUGCUUUGCUCCCUCAAGAACGAACUCCGGCGCCGCCAAACACACUCUUCGGAUGGAUCCCAUUUAUGAGAAAGCUGCCCGACGAAUAUGUUCUUCAACACAAUUCCUUGGAUGGAUACUUCCUCCUGCGAUACCUUAAGAUGUCCAUCAUCAUCUGCUUUGUUGGAUGCUGCAUCACAUGGCCCAUCCUGUUCCCAGUCAAUGCAACCGGCGGCGGUGGUCAAAAGCAACUCAACAUCCUGAGCUUUAGCAACGUCCAGGAUAAGAACCGUUACUUUGCCCAUGUCUUUGUGGCGUGGAUCUUUAUCGCAUUCAUCUUCUUCCUCGUUACUCGAGAGCUCAUCUACUACAUCAACUUGCGACAGGCCUACCUCCUGUCUCCAUUGUACGCCUCCCGAAUUUCUUCACGCACCGUACUUUUCCAGUCAGUCCCGCCCAAGUAUGCCGAUGAAGGCCGAAUCCGUAGAAUGUUUGGCGACGAGCUCAAGAAUGUAUGGAUUGCUUCUAAUGCCAAAGAACUGGAAGAGAUGGUCUCCGAGAGAUACAAGCUCUGCAUCAAACUCGAGACGGCCGAGACGAAACUAAUAAAGCUUGCAAACGAUGCCCGCCUGAAAGCUUUUAAAGGGAAGUCGCCAGCUCCUGAGAGGCCGACUUACGAUGAGGACUAUGGCGAAGAGUCAGGCUCGGCUGCUGCGCGUUGGGUCAGACCCAAGGACCGUCCAACCCAUCGCCUCAAACCGUUGAUCGGAAAAAAGGUCGAUACGAUCAAUUACUGCCGUGAGGAGAUUGGUAGACUCAAUCCAUUGAUCGAAGCAGAACAAGACAAGUACCGUUCAGGCGAGUCCAAGGCUAGAAAUGCAAUUUUUGUCGAAUUCUGGAACCAGACGCAAGCGCAGAAGGCCUUUCAGAUGGUCACUCACCACCAACCUUUGCACAUGUCGCCUCGAGUUGUCGGCCUUAGUCCAGAGGAAAUUGUUUGGUCAAACCUAGGUAUCACCUGGAAGACCCGCACCAUUCGAAACAUUAUAUCCCUGGCUGCCGUUGUUGCCCUGAUUAUCUUCUGGUCUAUUCCGGUGGCUUUUGUCGGUUCCAUUUCGCAGAUAUCCUACCUUACAGAAGUCGCCCCUUUUCUGAAAUUCAUCAACAAUUGUCCAGAGGUUAUUCUUGGUGUUAUUACGAACCUCUUGCCUACCAUCAUGCUCUCGCUGCUUAUGUCUCUCGUGCCUGUCAUAAUGAGAUUCAUGGGAAAGAUGGCAGGAAAGCCGACGCUCUCUUUGAUCGAACUUCGAUGCCACGAAACAUUCUUUUGGUUCGAGGUCGUUCAAGUUUUCCUUGUAACGACCAUGACUUCUGCUGCCAGUGCAGCGGUACCUCAAGUUAUCAAUCAACCUGGAAGCCUGACCACAAUUCUGGCAAAGAAUCUCCCUCUGGCUGCCAACUUUUACAUCUCCUACUUCAUCCUCCAAGGGUUGGUAUUCUCAUCCGGUCAACUUUUGCAGAUCGUAGGGCUGGUCCUCUACAAUGCCAUGUCCAAAAUACUCGAUAAAACCCCAAGGAAGAUGUACAAUCGAUGGUCCAGCUUGUCGUCGGUCAGUUGGGGAGAUAUUUUUCCCGUUCUUGAGAUGAUGACUGUGAUCUCUAUCACGUAUUCUCCCAUCGCGCCUUUAAUGAUGGGCUUUGCGACGAUCGGUUUGGGACUAUUCUACUUUGCAUACCGGUAUAGUCUACUAUUCGUUGACAGCUCAGUCAUCGACACCAAAGGUCUCGUUUAUCCCAAGGCUCUGCACCAUACUUUGGUAGGCUGUUAUUUGGCAGUCAUUUGUAUGAUUGGAUUACUCAGUAUACGAGCUGCUCCUGCUCCAUUGGUACUGAUGGUCAUUCUGCUUGUUGUGAUGGCCCUCUACCACAUCUCCCUGACAUCAGCUGUCGAGCCUCUACUGCACUACCUCCCACGCUCUCUCGAAGACGAAGAAGCUGCCCUCCUUGAGGAAAACAAUACCGCUGAACCUUCAAUAUUUGCCCAGGGAAAGAAUAGCGUAUCUGAGAAGAGCCCUGUCAAGGAAUCGAGGCAAACAAAGGAAAUCAAGCAUGCAAAUGGGAAGCAGGAGAAGGUUCCGGUGUGGAAACGGUUUUGGAGGCCCGACAUAUAUGCCAGUUAUGCGGUGCUGCGGAAGUUAGUGCCACAAGACUUUGCCGAGAUCAGGUAUGCGCCUGAAGUCGAGCGAGAUGCGUAUCAAGACCCGGCAGUCAAUGCGAUUGCACCUUUGCUAUGGGUUCCGCAUGAUGAAAUGGGAGUGUCGAGGCAGGAGUGUCUACAUACGAACAAGGUUGUUCCCAUGACUGACGAGGGAGCUUAUUUCGAUGAAAAGGGGAGGAUAGUAUGGAGCGAGGAGGAAACGGGUGGAAGGCCACCAAUCUUUGAGGAGAAGAUUUAUUAUUAA
Molecule: messenger RNA, 2652 nt
Organism: Exophiala spinifera
Lineage: Eukaryota; Fungi; Ascomycota; Eurotiomycetes; Chaetothyriales; Herpotrichiellaceae
Exons: 4
Coding region: 1-2652 (883 amino acids)
Cellular component (GO): plasma membrane
Molecular function (GO): calcium-activated cation channel activity
Source: RefSeq, a predicted model, not a curated record